Messenger RNA from Triticum turgidum subsp. durum (durum wheat), 1164 nucleotides. The record is from the annotation of a GenBank genome assembly. Lineage: Eukaryota; Viridiplantae; Streptophyta; Magnoliopsida; Poales; Poaceae.
AUGGCGAUCCUCGCCGCUGCCGCCGAGACCAGCAGCAGCAGCAGCCAUGCUGCCCAUUCACAGCAGCAGCAACUCGCGUCAACCACCUGCAAGGCACCGGCGUCUUCCUCCUCGUCGUCGGAGGAGCCCAACAAGGGCGUGCGGCACCUGUGCGAGCGCGGGGUGACGGCCCUCCCGCCGCGCUACGUGCUGCCGCCCUCCGACCGCCCGGCGCCCCCGGCUGCACCGCGCGGCAUCCCGGUGAUCGACAUGGCGCGCCUCCGCUCCACUGCCCCCUCCGAGCGCGCCGCGGAGCUGGCCCGGCUCGACGCUGCCUGCCGCGACCUGGGCUUCUUCCAGGCGGUGAACCACGGCGCCGGCGACAAGGCAAGGGCCAUGCUGGACGUGGCGGCGCGCUUCUUCGCGCUGCCGUUCGAGGAGCGGGCAGCGCACAUGUCCCCCGACAUCCGGGCGCCGGUGCGGUACGGCACCAGCUUCAACCAGCUCAACGACGGCGUGCUCUGCUGGCGCGACUUCCUCAAGCUGCUCUGCAACCCGGCCAGGCUCGACGACGUCCUGCCGUCCUGGCCACACAACCCAUCCGACCUCAGGGAGGUGAUGUCGGCGUAUGCCCGCGCGAACCAGGGUUUGUUCCGGGAGCUGAUGGAGGCGGCGCUGGAGGCGAUGGGGAUCACCGGCGAGGGCGUGCUGGAGGAGCUCGACGUCGGGACGCAGAUGAUGAUGGUCAACUGCUUCCCGGCGUGCCCGGAGCCGGAGCUGACGCUAGGGAUGCCGCCACACUCCGACUAUGGCUUUCUCACCCUCCUCCUCCAGGACCAGGUCAACGGCCUCGAGGUCCGCCAGGGCAACGACGACUGGCUCCUUGUCGACCCCCUCCCCGGAGCCCUCAUCGUCAACGUCGGUGAUCACCUCGAGAUAUUCAGCAACGGGCGGUACAAGAGCGUGUUGCACCGGGUGCGAGUGAACUCAACGCAAUUGCGGAUCUCGGUGGCGUCACUACACAGUCUUCCACCAGAGCGGGUAAUCGGUCCCGCGCCAGAGCUUCUCGCUGAUGGUACCCAACGGCGGUAUAUGGACACUGACCUGACCACCUUCCUCAAGUACCUCGCCUCCUCCGAGGGGAAACACAAGACCUUCCUCCACUCUAGGAGGAUCACUACGUAA